GAGGCUCCCGCCUGCUUGUGCCCAUGACUUUCACCCGGAUUCGUGCAGCGUGCAUCCGAGUGCUGGCCCCCAAAGCGAGGUGGGAAGAGGAGAAACAAGACGACGGGGUCAAAUGGCAUAAGUUGCACCACAAAGGACCUUACUUUGCUCCACCUUACGAGCCACUCCCAAGCUCCGUCAAAUUCUACUACAAUGGCAGGCCUAUGAAACUCAGCCGGGCCGCCGAGGAAGUGGCGACGUUUUUCGCCAAGAUGCUGGACCACGAUUAUGCACGCAAGAAGGUUUUCCGGGACAACUUUUUCUGUGAUUGGAUGCAGGUGAUGACUCCUCAAGAAAGGAAGAAAAUCAAAGACCUGAAGAGGUGCGAUUUCAGUGACAUCCAUCACUACUUUCUGGAAAAGCAAGAAGCCCAGAAGGCUUUGCCCAAGGAAGAAAAACAGGUGCAGACCAAAGUCAAGGAGGAAGCCCGAUUCGCUUAACAACGGUUUGACUAUUGUGAUGUCCCAGGACACGACACAGAGAUAACACAACCAUCUGGCUGUUCAAACCGCCCUUUUAUUGCUCCGAAUUUCCCCAAACGUUCCCCCUCCCUCAAAAAAAAUUUCUUUCUCUCUCCCAGAGAUUCAAAGGCCCCUCGGCCUCCACGCGGUCACAAGUGGAGGGAAGUCCGGUGCGACAACACGGUUACCUGGUUGGCAUCCUGGACGGAGAACAUUCAGGGCUCCAUCAAAUAUAUCAUGCUGAACCCAAGUUCCAAGCUGAAGGGCGAGAAAGACUGGCAAAAAUACGAAGUGGCGCGUCGGUUGAAGAAGCUAAUUCACCGGAUCCGACGUCAGUACCGGGCAGACUGGAAAUCCAAGGAGCUGAAGAAGCGGCAAAUAUCCGUGGCGCUCUAUUUCAUUGAUAAGCUGGCCCUGAGGGCGGGAAACGAGAAGGAGGAAGGCGAGACGGCUGACACGGUGGGCUGCUGUUCUCUGCGAGUAGAACACAUCGCUCUGCACUCACGGCAGGGCGGCAAGGAGAACGUGGUGGAGUUUGACUUCCUGGGCAAGGACUGCAUCCGUUACUACAACAAGGUGUCCGUGGAGAAGCAGGUGUUCAAGAACUUGAAGUUGUUUAUGGAGGCGAAAGAACCUGGUGAUAACCUGUUUGAUAAGCUUUCUACAGCAACGCUGAACAAACAUCUCCAGGACCUGAUGGAUGGGUUGACAGCAAAAGUCUUCCGGACUUACAAUGCGUCCAUCACGCUGCAGGAACAGCUGGGAGCACUGACCAAUGAGAAGGACUCCCUGGCUGCUAAGCUCCUCACCUACAACCGAGCCAACCGAGCCGUGGCCAUUUUGUGCAACCACCAGCGAGCAACUCCAAAGACCUACGAGAAGUCCAUGAAGAACCUCCAGGCAAAGAUAGGUGCCCGAAAGGAUCAGCUGGCCGAGGCAAAAGCGAGGCUGAGAAAGGCCAGGGCAGAACACAAGUGCAAGAAAGAGGCGAAGUCAAAAGCUGCCGUCGAAAAGAAAAAGAAACUGGUGAAGAAGAUCGAAGAACAGCUGGCGAAGCUGAAAUUGCAGGCUAUGGACAAAGAGGAAAACAAGCAGAUCGCGAUGGGCACCUCUAAGUUGAAUUACCUCGACCCCCGUAUCACCGUGGCCUGGUGCAAGCGGUUUGAUGUGCCCGUCGAAAAGGUGUACAACAAAACUCAGCGAGAGAAGUUUGCGUGGGCCAUUGCGAUGGCGGAGGAAGAUUUUGUAUUCUAAAGGGAUCUAGGCUAUUCCCGGCUUGUUGUGGGGCCGCUCGUUGGCAUGUUUUUGUGUGCCUUUACUAGCAGGGAGGGCUGUUUUGCGCCUACAAAAUACAUCUAAAGGAGAACGGAGAGCCUGUUUUUCCUACUUCCGUGUAAAAGGGGGACCGUCCUCCUUUAUUUAUUUAUGAGUAGCAUUGGUUCUCCAUCCUGGUCUGUGAGGAUGCUGGACCGCUCACAAGAAGAAUAGUUCUGGAACAGGAUUAGUCAGUGUUCUCAUAGCUUCCUCUUCUCGGUUUCUCAGGGAUGGUCGCGGCACGAGAAGAUCCAACUGUCUUGAACUAAACCAGGAGUCUUCAAACUCAACAGCUUUAAGGCUUGUGGACUUCCACUCCCAGAAUUCCUCCUCCUCCAGUUACGUUAGCUCGGGAAUUCUGGGAGUGGAAGUCCACAAGUCUUAAACAUGCCAAGUUUGAAGACCCUUGAACUCAACCUUCAGCUUCUUUCCCCAAGACUUUUAGGAAAAGCCCCUCAUGAAUUGGAAAGUUAGGUUGGGUAAUGUAUUGUAAAACUCAACUUCUUGAGUUCUUGUACACCGCUGUUCGUUGAAGGCCAAGUUCUUGAUGUCCUUGAGAUAUGGUGGACCACCAACACAAAAGAAAGGAGCUAAAGAUCUUUGGAACAAUUUGUUACAUCUAGAGGAUCUCUAGUGCAGGGAAAGACGUAUCACCGUCAUGUUCCCUUGGCUCAUUCAAUGUUGUCUUCUAAUACUUUGAGGAGACACAUGGAACCCAGGAAGAAAUGAGACUUGUAUGCCAUGUGAUGCAUUUUCUAACUUUCCUCCUCCUUGGGUGCUCCUCAACCACCUGAAGUCCUCACCCUUUAGUGGGGAAUCUCAAACAUCAGCUAGAACCAGCUGAGUGGCUUCUUUUGGGAGAAAAGACACAGAGGGAGAUCCCUCCAUCCUUAAUUGGACUUUGGUCAAGAUGCCAGCAGAGGUGCCUUCAAAAAUCUGGAUUAGAAGAAGAGUAACUCAAGACUGUUCUACACACAGUUUUGGCACACACACUAACGAGAAGUUAAAUUUGUCACCGAGUAUUUGUAGUAGUCACUGUGCAAAAUUAUUCCAGUCAGGAAAGAUCUGUAGAUGUUACCAUGAACAUCUACAAUUCAUGGCCAGAUUAGCAGUAAACAUCUGCAAUUCAUGGCCAGACUAUGAUGGUUUGGUUUAGUACACAGUGUAGCAAAUGCUAGACUUUCAAACCAACAAAAGACACAACAUUUACACCAGGGUUACGCAACUAUGACCCUUUCACCUCAGCAUGGCUCAGGAAUUCUGGGAGUUGAAGUCCACAGAUCGUAAAGAGGCCAUAGUUACUCAACCCUGGUCUAGACUACCAACUUCUUGAGUGACGAAUUCCAGAGUGUAUCUGGAACCAUUAGUAGGUGGAAUCUACUAAUGGCUCCGUUCCCUGCAGAAUUAAUAUUCUGGGUCAUCUAAUGAGUCCAGGUUGAUAAUCUUCCCACAAAAAGGAGGGCGGUGGCAAUUGUAGGGUUAAAACGUUUCAAUGCCACAGACUAAACAUUCAUCAGUUUUACUUGUGGGCACACACGUGCCUUAUUUCAAUUCUGUUUCCUUAAUUCAGCCCUUGAGGUUGGUGCCCCCAGUGAUUAAAAGUAUUCUUAGAUCUUUCUAGGGACACUUUCAGGUUUAUUGGGUGUUUUUCUGAGAACAAGAUAAGGUGGCAUUACAAAACAAAUAAUAUUUGAGUUUCUGAUUAUGGGCUGUUAAUCAAAACGGAAAAGAAUUCGCUCCAGAAUCAGUUUGCUUACCUGGUAAAGCAUAAGAGAAAAAAUAAUAAUAAACUUUUUCUAGUUCAGUGGCCAUCAUAGGAAUGAAUGCUGCUGAUUGGGGGUGAUGGACACUUGUAUCCAAGACAGAAG
This is a messenger RNA of Pseudonaja textilis, 3682 nucleotides long. The record is from RefSeq and is a predicted model, not a curated record. NCBI's taxonomy places the organism in Eukaryota, Metazoa, Chordata, Lepidosauria, Squamata, Elapidae.